Closterium sp. NIES-65 is the source of this 840-nucleotide messenger RNA. The record is from the annotation of a GenBank genome assembly. NCBI's taxonomy places the organism in Eukaryota, Viridiplantae, Streptophyta, Zygnematophyceae, Desmidiales, Closteriaceae.
AUGCCAUGGCUGGCAGCGGCGAAGGCGCAGCCGGCGCAAGAUGCGGAGAGCGACCUUGAGGGAUUGAUACCCAAGGCGCGUUCCUCCCCGUCCAUGGCGACACCCGACGACAGAACAGUGGUGCCUCGUACUGAGGUGCAGUACCGCGAGCAGGCGCUGAGCGACUUAAAGGUGCAAUACCGCGAGCAGGCACUGAGCGACUCCAAGGCACUCAUGAUCGCACUGGCGGCGGAAAUGCGGGAGCUGAGCGAGGUUGCGGAGGAGAUCGUGAAGACCGAUGGCUUGCCAGUCACAAGGAAGAUCAACGGUCGAUAUUUGCCGUCGCAUCUCAGCAACAGAUUGGAAGAGCUCUAUUCCGACCUGAGGCAGCAGCUGGAGGGAAUCGAGAAGCUGCGCCUGCGUGAAGUACCUCUGGUGUGGUUUGGCAUGGCGGAGGACGUGAAGGUGAUGCGGUCGUUCGACGGCUGGCCGUACGGCCGCAGAGGAGAUGCCUCCGAGCUCUAUUCCGACCUGAGGCAGCAGCUGGAGGGAAUCGAGAAGCUGCGCCUGCGGGAGGUCCCCUUGGUGUGGUUUGGCAUGGCGGAGGAUGUGAAGGUGAUGGGGUCGUUUGACGGCUGGACGUACGGCGAGCAGAUGUCUCCUGAGACCACCGGCACCAUGACUCGAUUCACCACUGUGCUCAAGCUGCGCCCUGGGAGGUACGAGAUCAAGUUUCUGGUGGACGGUGAGUGGAGAGUGGCGACAGAGUGGCCCACCGUGGGUCACGCCCCAGCAGCCCAGCCACUCACCCAGCACUUCUUCCAUGGUGACCCUCGCCUCGGGGUCCCUUGUGAGUUUUGA